AUGGAUAAAUACCAUCCUGGUUACUUUGGUAAAGUCGGUAUGAGAUACUUCCACAAACAAAGAAACCACUUCUGGAAACCAGAAAUUAACUUAGACAAAUUGUGGACCUUGGUCGAAGAGGACAAGAAGGACAACUACUUGAAGUCUUCAUCUACCUCUGCUGCUCCAGUCAUCGACACCUUAGCUUAUGGCUACGGUAAGGUUUUAGGUAAGGGAAGAUUACCUGAGGUUCCAGUCAUUGUCAAAGCAAGAUUUGUCUCCAAAUUAGCAGAAGAGAAGAUCAGAGCUGUUGGUGGUGUUGUUGAGUUAAUCGCCUAA
Priceomyces carsonii is the source of this 318-nucleotide messenger RNA. It is a transcript of the gene RPL28, whose product is annotated as 60S ribosomal protein uL15. Gene Ontology annotation, molecular function: structural constituent of ribosome. The coding region runs from base 1 to 318 and encodes 105 amino acids. The transcript has a single exon. NCBI's taxonomy places the organism in Eukaryota, Fungi, Ascomycota, Pichiomycetes, Serinales, Debaryomycetaceae. Gene Ontology annotation, cellular component: cytosolic large ribosomal subunit; ribosome. The record is from RefSeq and is a predicted model, not a curated record. Gene Ontology annotation, biological process: translation.